This is a messenger RNA of Coregonus sp. 'balchen', 5690 nucleotides long. Lineage: Eukaryota; Metazoa; Chordata; Actinopteri; Salmoniformes; Salmonidae. The record is from the annotation of a GenBank genome assembly.
AAGACAGGCAACAUUGUUCCAACUUUUAACACAAACCAGUGUUUCACACCGCACAGUAAAGGUAUGGUAAGAAGAGAGAUUUAGUUCACUACUUAUAUUUUAGUAGCAUCUUGCAAGCCACGUUUGUUAGAUAGUUUACUAAAGUUUAUGUGACAACUAGCUAGCUAACGUUACUGUAGAUCCAUUUUCUGUCCACCUAGUUAGCUACUGUAGCUAAUUGCUAUUUAGUUGGUACUUUGGUAGGCUAUUUACUAGUUUAGGUAAAAUAUUAUCUGCCUUAUUAAUCUGCCUUAUUAUGUGACAUUUGUGUUGUCGUUGUGUCUUUAUUGAAAGGAAAGAAUUGCAGAGGAGAAAUGUCUAGGUUGAUGGAACCUCAGCCCAAGUUCCUGCCACCAGAAUGGAGGCUUGCAAACCAAAUACAUUAUGGGAGUGCAGAGGCUGAGCGUUCACGCUCUGAGCGACUCACGGCUGAGAGUAAGAGGCUGAUAGAGGAGAGUGGCAUGGCAGCCAAACGCAUGCAACAGGAUGCCAACAAGAGACUGGGUAAGAUGACCUCAAUAAGAAGAGAUGAUAACAGAAUCCGUUUCUGUCAAAGUAGUGGUUGAUUCAUCACUGCAAAUGAAUGGUCUGUCUGUUCCACUUUGUAAUGACACACACUACCAGUCAAAAGUUUUAGAACACCUACUCAUUCAAGGGUUUUUCUUAAUUUUUUACUAAUAUCUACAUUGUAGUACAUUUUAUAUGUACAUAUAUGUACAUUGUACAUAGUGAAGACAUCAACACUAUGAAAUAACAGAUAUGGAAUCAUGUAGUACCCAAAAAAGUGUUAAUCAAAUCAAAAUGUAUUUUAUAUUUGAGAUUCUUCAAAUAGCCACCCUUUGCCUUGAUGACAGCUUUGCACACUCUUGGCAUUCGCUCAACCAGCUUCAUCAGGUAGUCACCUGGAAUGCAUUUCAGUUAACAGGUGUGCCUUCUUAAAAGUUCAUUUGUGUAAUUUCUUUCCUUCUUACAUUUUAAAAUGUUUAGUCAUUUAGCAGACGCUGUUAUCCAGAGCAACUUAGUUAGUGAGUGCAUACCAUGACUGUAAGUCGCUUUGGAUAAAAGUGUCUGCUAAGUGGCAUAUUAUUAUUAUUAUUAUUAUUAUUAUUAUUAUUAUUAUUACUUAAUGCGUUUGAGCCAAUCAGUUGUGUUGGCACAAGGUAGGGGGUGGAUACAGAAGCUGGCCCUAUUUGGUAAAAGACCAAGUCCAUAUUAUGUCAAGAACAGCUCAAAUAAGCAAAGACAAAUGACAGUCCAUCAUUACUUUAAGACAUGAAGGUCAGUCAAUAUGGAACAUUUCAAGUGCAGUCGCAAAAACCAUCAAGCGCAAUGAUGAAACUGGAUCUCAUGAGGACCACCACAGGAAUGGAAGACCCAGAGUUACCUCUGCUGCAGAGGAUAAGUUACCAGCCUCAGAAAUUGCAGCCCAAAUAAAUGCUUCACAGAGUUCAAGUAACAGACACAUCUCAACAUUAACUGUUCAGAGGAGACUGUGUGAAUCAGGCCUUCAUGGUCGAAUUGCUGCAAAGAAACUACUACUAAAGGACACCAAUAAGAAGAAGAGACUUGCUUGGGCCAAGAAACACAAGCAAUGGACAUUAGACCGGUGGAAAUGUGUCCUUUGGUCUGGAGUCCAAAUUGGAGAUUCUUGGUUCCAACCACCGUGUCUUUGUGAGACGCGGUGUGGGUGAACGGAUAAUCUCUGCAUGUGUAUUUCCCACCGUAAAGCAUGGAGGAGGAGGUGUUAUGGUGUGGGGGUGCUUUGCUGGUGACACUGUCUGUGAUUUAUUUAGAAUUCAAGGCACACUUAACCAGCAUGGCUACUGCAGCAUUCUACAGCGAUACACCAUCCCAUCUGAUUUGGGGUUAGUGGGACUAUCAUUUGUUUUUCAACAGGACAAUGACCCAACACACCUCCAGGCUGUGUAAGGGCUAUUUUACCAAGAAGGAGAGUGAUGGAGUGCUGCAUCAGAUGACCUGGCCUCCACAAUCCCCCGACCUCAACCAAAUUGAGAUGGUUUGGGAUGAGUCGGACCGCAGAGUGAAGGAAAAGCAGCCAACAAGUGCUCAGCAUAUGUGGGAACUCCUUCAAGACUGUUGGAAAAGCAUUCCAGGUGAAGCUGGUUGAGAGAAUGCCAAGAGUGUGCAAAGCUGUCAUCAAGAAAAAGGGUGGCUAUUUGAAGAAUCUCAAAUAUAAUAUAAAAUUUGAUUUGUAUAACACUUUUUUGGUUACUACAUGAUUCCAUAUGUGUUAUUUCAUAGUUUUGAUGUCUUCACUAUAAUUCCACAAUGUAGAAAAUAGUCAAAAAUAAAGAAAAACCCUUGAAUGAGUAGGUGUUCUAAAACCUUUGACUGGUAGUGUUCAUUACAUUACCACCCCUCAUAAUACCCAACCACACACCAUUCUUACCAUCCUAUCUCUGUGUUCAGAGCAGAGAAUCCAUGACAUCAAGUUCUGGAGGUCAGAGCUGGACCAGAAGGUGGAGGAGAUUGUCCAGGAGAUUAAGGUGUUGGUAACCUGUACGAGCCGGGUGGAGAGAGCCCUGGAGAGCUGUGUCCAGCCCCUCAGUGUCGCCCUGCAGUGCCUGACUGAGAGGUGAUGAGUAAACUCCCAGUCAAACUCCAAAUCAGUCAGCUGGAAAAUGCAGUGAUACACAAUUAGGUGGGAAGUAGUCUGCUCACUGUUCCAACAGGGACCUAGAGUCACCAGACUAAGACCAACAGAUAAGGAGAUCCUUCAGUAGUAGUGCAACCUCAGAGCAUUUCGUAUUAUUCUGUACGUAAAUCCAGGACACUCCAUUUAGUAUAUGUUACGUUUCGUAUGAUAUGUAUUCAUUUGUGGAUGUCCAUCACCCAUUUCGUAUGAUAUGUUACGAAUUACAAUUCGUAUUACCGUAUAUGUUACGAAUUUGUAAAACAUACAAUAUGUUAAGAAUUAGCAAAACGUUAUAUGUUACGAAUUUGCGAAACGUACAUUGUUACAAAUUUGCACAACAUAUGAUAUGUUAUGAAUUCUAGCUAGGUGGCUAACGUUAGGCUAGGAUUAGGGUUAGGGGUUAGGCUUAAGUUUAGGUGUUAGGUUAAAGGAUUAAGGUUAGGGGAAGGGUUAUCUAAAAGGGUUAAGGUUAGGGGAAGGGUUAGCUAACAUGCUAAGUAGUUGAGAAGUUGCUAAAAUGCUAAAGUUGCCCGUGAUGAGAUUCGAACUCGCAACCUUUAGGAAGUGAUUGUAUGUACUGCAUCUCCAUGUGUGAUUCAGGCAGAAGCGUGUUUCCAUUGACCUGGUACAUGACGAGGUGGAGCGGGAACUGAUGAAGGAGAGCGAGGUGAUCGAGGGAGUGGCAUCACUGCUGAAUCGCACCCUGGAGCAGACCAAUGAACAGAUCAGGUGGGGGGUGAGGGGAGGAAGUGGUUCGUCACACACACACACACACGAUUAAGUCUCACUAUCUCCGCAAUGCUUCUAAUGCAUGUUUGUUUCUGUUCUGGCUCCAGACUGAACCGCUCUGCAAAGUACUACCUAGAGAAGGACCUGCGGGACAAGCUCCAAGCAGAGCAGAUUGAUGGUUUCUGCUCCAUCCUCACAAACACCUCCCCGAAUAUUGACAACGUGGCUAGUCAGACAGCACUCGCAGUACCAGGGUAAAACGAUGACACUUUGUCACUUUGUCUUUGUGCAAUGUGGGGCAGUAGGAAAUUCAAUGAAGAAAAUGUCAUUACUUCAAACUAAAGUUCAAACUUCUCUUCACCAAGCAUUCAGUUUCACCUGCAGCAAAAGUCAUAAUUAUACACAUAGAACUAGAAAGUCCUGUCACAAUGCUUUGGGAUGGAUAGUAGGUACAUUCUGCAAACAGUAGCUCCAAUAGAAGCAUUAUUCCCUUCAGCCAGCAGAGGUCAGUGUAAUAACCUCCUCUAACCACCCUGCUUAUCUGUUUUUUUAAAUAUAUGUUUUAGUCAUUUAGCAGAUGCUCUUAUCCAGAGCGACUUACAGUUAGUGAGUGCAUACAUUUUCAUACUGGCUCCCCGUGGGAAUCGAACCCACAACCCUGGCGUUGCAAACGCCAUGCUCUACCAACUGAGCUACACAGGACUUAUCUAAACCUUUUCUACAGGUUAACCUGGCAUCCUUUCAUCCUUUCAUGACACACUGAACAAAAAUAAAUAAAACAUUUAAUCCCUCCAAUCCUAGUGCCACUGUGACACCAGAGGAGUGGGACACCUUCUCCAACAUCAACAUCCUCAAAGCAGAGAGCGAGAAGAAGAACUCCCUGUCGCUGAGGGCUCUGGUGGAGAGCCUCCUGGAGCAGACGGCUGCUGACAUGCGCAGGCAGCACAACGCUACGGGCAAUGCCCUCCGGCUGCAGGUCCAGGAGACCAAGACGGCCAAAGGACAACUAGAGGACCACCUGGCAAAGGUCAGCGGCAAUGUGGAGAAAAACAUACUUUAUAUGUAUAACCCAGGUCAUUCCCCCUAUGAUUAGUCACUGAUGCGAUUCUCGCACAUUAAUUUUUUGUCAUUUAGCAGACGUCCUUAUCCUGAAUGACUUACAGGAGCAAUUAGGGUUAAGUGCCUUGCUCAAAGGCACGUCGGCAGAUUUUUUCACGUAGUCGGCUCGGGGAUUCGAGCCAGCAUCUUUUCAGUUACUGGCCCAACGCUCUUAACCGCUAGGCUAUCUGCCGACCUGUGAUUAGAUACUGAAAUGAAUCCCCCUAUGAUUAGUUACUGGAAUGAUUCCCCCCAUGAUUAGUUACUGGAAUUAUUUCCCUCCUUUCCCCCUAAAAAGGUUAUGUCAGAGGUGUCCAGCCAGGAGUGGAACCUGGAGACCCUGCACGUGGCCAUCGAAGACAAAGCAGGUCCCCUGAAGGUGGCCCAGACGCGGCUGUCCGCCCGCAGCCAGAGACCCAGCAUCGAGCUCUGUCAUGACCCGGUCCAGGUCCGCCUGCUCUCCGAGGUCCAGGAGCUCACUGCACACAUCAAGAGGUGAUGAUGCACUCCACCUUCCCGUCUACUGUACCUAACUCUUCCUAAUGAUCUCUUCUAAAUUAUCUAGGAUCUCUGACCACUAUUUUCACUUCAAUUACAACUCAAGCUAUUUUGUAGUACUUUAUAGUCAUGUUUUAGCUCUGUAUGAAGUAUAAGCUUAGUUAUCCUGACCGAACCCAGUGAUUAGUGAUUCACUAUACUCAUGAUUUUGUUAUACAAACAGGAUAUCACAGCUUUCAUUUCAAGUCUUUUUUGUUCAGUAGAUACACCUAUCUCUGGUUAAGAGACUUUUCUAAAUGUAUUAUGUGAACGACAUAUUGAAUGUUUUGUCCUAUUUGCCAUGAGUUGUAGUAGUCUACCAUUGCCCUGUGUCAACCCUGUGACCCCCAGACUGCGAGAGGCCCAGGCCCAGUCGGAGAUGGAGCUGCUGGCCCUGACCCGCUCCCAGCUGAUCCUGGAAGAGGAGAUCCAGGUCAAGUCCCACACCCUCUACAUCGACGAAGUCAUCUGCACCCAGCUCCGACAGCCCAUCUCCAUCCACAGCUUCUGAAUACCACUCCCACCAUGACAAGCCCGGUCCCUGAUCUGUUUGUGCUGUCUUGCGUGAACAGAUCUGGGACAAGCCUAGACCAUGGCCACACUGGAAGGACUUUAUAGUGGGGCUCUUUAG